Molecule: messenger RNA, 6514 nt
Organism: Plodia interpunctella (Indianmeal moth)
Lineage: Eukaryota; Metazoa; Arthropoda; Insecta; Lepidoptera; Pyralidae
Gene: RhoGEF64C
Product: Rho guanine nucleotide exchange factor at 64C
Exons: 11
Coding region: 431-5749 (1772 amino acids)
Biological process (GO): positive regulation of Rho protein signal transduction
Molecular function (GO): guanyl-nucleotide exchange factor activity
Source: RefSeq, a predicted model, not a curated record
GCCAGUCGCUCCGACGAGAGAGUGCCGAACGUACACGCUUGCGCCGCCGAUAGCGAACUAAGGCCGCGCGCGCAUCGCGCAGUGCACUCCUGCACCGUUCCAAAUUCAAAAAGUAGUGUUGUGAUUCCAAUUUAAAUUAGUUAGUAAAAAAAUAAACAGUGCUGUGCCAGUGUUUUGACGAUUCCCCCUGAUCAGUGCAUGGAGAUUGUGAGAAUUUUUCUCGUUAUUUGACACACAUAUGACGUGAAUAACGGUGCGGAGAUCCGACGGUCGAUCGACUCGCUAAAAUCAAAGUGCUAGUGUUUCAUCUGAACAGUGUACCGGAAUUUUACGGACUUGCCUAAGCAAAGAUUUUCUGGACGCGAGAGAAGCCAUCGCUUGUGACUCAGAGCGAUGUCACGGUGGAAGGGAAUAGUGAGGUAGCCGACAGAUGGCAGCAGCGGGUGCGAUGUUCCGCCCCGGGGGCACGCUAGACCCCUACGGUACUCAACGGAUAUAUGAUACAACAGACAACACACGCCCGAAAAAAUGGUCAUCAAAAUUGAAACUCAACACAUCGGGAAGUACGAAGUCAUCAGAAAAAUCUCCGGAGAGUCCGUACAUGUACGGGACCAUCGGGCCUGGCGGUUCAGCGCUAUCGAAAUCGAUGAAAUAUGCUGAGACUUGGCUCUACGGUUCCGUCCGGACCCAAACUCCACCUAUCAGACCGAGCGUCUUCUCAGCCUAUCCUGAAGUAACUGGUCCUGUCCUAAUCAGCACUCCUCAGAAGCCACAACCACACAACUAUGCUGUUAUUUUAUGUUCCUGUCCUGAGUACCUUAACGGUACCAAGAAAACCAGUUCUACCAAAGUCAGUAUAUGUAAGAAAUGCAAAGGAUCUCGCCUGCCAUUGACUAUUGCUGACAGCCCGCGACUAUUAGUAGGUGGCACAGUCCGUGGACCCCAAGUAAGUCGAGAUGCUGGCAUACUCAGGGCAGGAACAGUUAGAGUCCAAAGUUCAAAGUCACGACCUUCUAUCCUUAAACCAAACGGGGAAGCCGACCCCUAUGAUUUAAUGAGAAGAAGCAGAUUAGCACCACCUCAUGAAGCUCGAAUUGGUAGUCAGUUUUCAACAUCGCGGUCGAGGGCAAAAAGCAUUAGUCCAUGUCGAAUGAAAAGUAAGAGACCAAGCCCAGAAACUCUACGAAAAAGUAGAAGUAAGUCUGUGAGUAGAGUAAAUGAAAUAUGGGUUGAGGAGGAAGAAAGUCCGAGUGAAUCGAAAAAGUCUAUAUUAUCGUGUGACAUUAAUCCAUAUGAUUUAGUGAAGACAGGUGGCAGUUUGAAAUCCAUGGCAGAAAUCGAGUUUGAUGAUGAUUAUGGAGAUAUUUUUCAAACAUCUUUGAAAUACAGUAAUGGCAGACAAAUGUCUAAGUCAAAAUCAGAUUCAAAUGUAAAAGCUAUAAAUGGACAACGAAUCAGAAUUUCAGAUGAAGCUAACUCAUGCACUGUUGAAGAAGUUACAGUGUAUGACCCAGUUGACUAUGAUCUCAAAAAAUAUGAACAAAAAUCAAAAGAUAGUUCUCCGGCUCUAUCUUUACCAAAUAUAAAGAAUGAAAGUAAAAAAUCGCUCUCACUAGGUAAGAAUACAGGUAAAAAAAUAUUAAGUAUAGCUACAUCAAAUCGUACAAAGCAAAAAAGCGUUUCUCCAAAACGCCCACCAAGAAGAAUAAGAAAUGUUAAUAAAAUUGAUGACGACAGUGAAAGUGAUAAUCAACGUUUACCAGAAAAAAGUUUUAAUAAAAGGAAUGAAAACUCUCGUAGCUACAAAUAUAAAAAUCAAAAUACAGAUACCAUAAAAUCUAUUCUCAAGAAACCAAGAAAUUAUAACUUAAAUGAUUCAUUGCCAAAAGCAGAAACAUCAGAUGACUCGUUUGAAUCCAAACGUGUUAAUUCUUCUCAGUUUUAUUUACCUAAACCAAAAGACAAAAUUACUUCACAAAAUGUAUACCAACGUAAGCGUGUGCAGUUUCUUGUAGAAAAAGAAGAAACUAGAAUUAUUUAUACUGCAGAACUUAAUUUGGAACAAAAAACUGUAACCCAGUUUACUAGUGAUAUCAAUGUUGAAGGGGAGGAAGAGGUUACGGCUCAAGGAGAUGUUGUAAGUAAUAGCCUGAUACAAACAAACAAAAACGAUUUAGCAGAGCUUAUAAACCAAGAAAUUCAACCUGAUUUUGGUAUUUACGAAGAUGUCCAAACAGAGAGUGCAGUUGACGACAACAUUCAAACUGCUUCUGAAAACAGCGGUGCUACUAAUAACACAGACGAUUCCAUUAUUAACACAGAUAAUGAUAUACCAAAAAUACCAGUAGUAUUACGUCGAUCUGAGUCCGAGCGCGUAACUUCAACUAUUACAAUUUCUCCUCCAAAGUUUUUAGAUACCAUGGCUUUACGGCCUAAGCCUAAACACGGUCAUACUAGCCAGGUGUUUUUAACAACUAAUCCUGAAAUAGAAUCAUACGAAGUUGUAACACAUCCGCAAGAAGAAACUGAAAAACAGAGCGAAUUACCUAGACAAGAAAUCAAAAAUUCUAUGGAAAUAUAUUGUCAAACCAACAUUGAAUCGGGAAAUUUAAGUGAUAGCAGUGAUAUAACUAGAACAAUUUUAAAAGAUUUACGUCGAGGUAUCAUAGAAUCUCCUGAACCACCCCCAAGACUAAAAUCAAAAGAACGAUCAAAGUCAAAGAAACACAAUUAUAUGAAAACUCGCUUUGUCCGUAAUAAUUCAACUAGUUCUACUAGUGAUGAGUGGUCAGAUGCAAAUGAUUAUGAACAAAAAACUGUUCUAAGAGUUAAGCAGUUUGAUUCAGAUGAAGCAGAAGAAGCGAAAGGACAUAGUGCAAUGAAAUUUAUAGAGAGUGAACCCAGAAAAACAUCAAUACAAAUAAAUGGAAAUGAGUGCUAUUCUACAAUGAAUGUCAGCAAUGACACACCUAUUUAUUUGUCAUCUGUUGUGGUUAAUGAUGAUUAUGGAAACACUUGUAGCACAUACCAAACAGGUACUACAGUAACUAUAAGUGUAGGGACAUCUCAAAAUGAGGUAAAGAAAUCGAAAAGUCAGAUUUAUAUAGGCGCAGUGCUCUCAGAAAAAGAGAAAAUUGAUGAUUUGAACAACUACGAAGAGUAUUGCAAUGAAAAUAACAAAUCAAAUAUCAAAAAUAGCUCUGCAGAUAUGUUGUCCAUCUUGGGCAAUCCUGUAGAAGCAGUGAGGCUCAAUUUAGUUCCACAUGUUUGUGGCAAGAAAGAUGAACAAAUUGUUAAUAAUCUAGAAUCGAAAACAACAAACAAUAAUGAAAACUCAAAAGGAGACAAAAGUAAUUUUGUUACUAAGCUUUUUGAUGAUCCAUUCUUUGGUCACUUAGCAGAAGGCCUAGAAGCAGAUUUGGUCAAAAGGUUAAUAGAAAAUUCUCUAAUAAAACUUCAAGAAACAAAACAUCAAGGAACAGAAGAUAACAGUAAUGAAAUGGAAAAACUAAUAGAAACAUCUUUGAAAAAUUUGAAGGCAGAAAUGAAGAAAAAUGAGAACACGAAGAAUGAUACUCAAAUCAAUAAUGAAACUAGCAUGGAAAAUAGCGAGAUUAAUAAUGAAGAAGGCGCAAACAGCAAUAUAGCUCAAGACAACGAUGAUAAUGUCUGCUCUGCUCCCUAUGAAAGUAUGGAGUAUGAGAGUGGGGCUAUGGGAAUAUUUUCAGACCUCGAACCAAUGUCAGAUUGUUACAAUGCAUCGGCAAGUGAGUUGUCUACAGAAGAUGACACAAAUUCUACAAGAUCAAAGUUUUAUCAGAUGUUGGUUGAUGCUGCUUUAUGUGAUAUAGAAAUAGCAAAUAACACCGAUGAUGAUCAUCAUUACGAAUCGAUUAGACUCAAUACAGAUCCCAUUUAUGAAGAAAUAGGUGAUAUGCCACCACCGUUGCCAUCAAAUCCCCCGCCAAAUUCUUUGUUAAUCCUAGACGAUGACAAACGUAGUGGUUCCCGUUCAAUAUUUGAAGGUGCUUCAAAAUAUGAUAUUUUAUCAUAUUUAGUAGAUGCCAAAGAAAGAGGUAUUGAUGACGAAGAAACCUAUAUCACAAGUUAUGUUAAUGGCAACGAUUCAUCAAAUUUAUUAGACACAUCGAAAGACAAAAGUAUCUCUACAGUAAUAAAUACACAUCUUAGUAGUAACACGAGCCAACUAUCAAAUGCUUCUGAUUCUAGUGAGGAUAAUUCUCUUAUUAUUAAUCACGACUCAUUAGAAAAGUCUGUAGUAUGUAAGAAAACAUCUGCUGAAAUUGAAAGAAAUGAUUCUGGCGUUGGUUCAGAAACAAGCAAAUCUUCAAGAAGCAGAUUGCAAGGAAAGAGCUCACCUUGUGGAAUGAUACUUGAUAAAGAUACACCUAUCCAUCUUUGUGAAGACUGCGACUCAGCUGUUGAAACACAAGUUACAGAUCAAGGUACGAUAUUUGCUCCAUUGGUAUGCAGAAAGUGUGCAAAAAAGAGAGCAGAAAGAAAGGAAAUUAUCACGGAAAUCGUUGAGACAGAAGAAAAAUAUGGUAGAGAUUUGCAAAUAAUUCUGGAAGAAUUUUAUAAGCCUAUGUUGGUGGCUGGACUGUUGACUCAAGAGCAAUUGAGUGCAAUAUUUUUGAACGUUGAAGAAUUGAUUGAAAAUAACCAAGUUCUAUCUGAAAAAUUACGUGAUGCCCUUGAAAUUGCAGUCGAUCAAGGAGAUGAGGAUUUGCUAACUGUGAACGUUGGUAAAAUCCUCCUGGAGUGCUCGGGUAUGCUGACGGCAUUCCAGUCGUACUGCGUGAAGCAAGCAGGCGCAGCUCUCCUCUUGGCUGGCCUCGAGAAGGAGAAGGAACUACUGAGGAUAUUCUUGCGCGUCUCCCAGAUGGAAAACACCGUCUUGAGGCGAAUGAACCUGAACUCAUUUCUCAUGGUGCCAGUACAACGCGUGACAAAAUAUCCCCUCCUUCUUUCGCGGCUGUAUCGAGCCACAGCGGGUUGCGCAACCGAGCGGGACGACGUCAAAGCAGCCCAGCGCUGCGUCGAAUCCCGACUCGAGGAGAUCAACUCCGCUGCUGCAGCGGCUGCAGCUGCUGCAAGAGACGUGCCGCUGUGGCGCCGCCUAGCGGUCGCCAGACGAACCGCUCAUGAUUUACAUGUAGCUGAUAUCAGGCUGAGGAAGAUGGCUGUCGACGUUUUGGACUGGAAUCAUGAUGAUGCCAGGUUCGCAAUGGAAGGCAAACUGCUGUUCACCCAGCCUAACGACAACAAUUGGAGGAAAGGGCGCACUAUAAAGCUGACUCCUAUAAAUGCCCUUUUGGUAACUAAUGGAAAGCCAACGACCACCCACAAAACGAACGAGAUUCGCGAAACGCGCGAAGCGAGAGACCGAGAGGCGAGGGAAAGAGAGGGAGAAGCGUUGUUCGCGCGGAGUGGAGUGAGAGAGGCUGCUCUGCUCCUCGUGCGAGAGAAGGCUGGAAGAUACACGUUGCAGAGGGAGCCACUGUUCUUGGAUAGAUGCGUGGUUGCUGCUGAUCACGAGCCAGAGCAUUUCUUCGAAGUUCACGAGAUCACGACAAAAGAUUCUUAUAUAUUUAAGUCGGAAGAGAACGCCAGAACCAGGACUUGGUACCGUCAGCUUCAGUACCACGCGCAGGGCGCCGGUGCCUGGCGGAAACGUCGGAACGCGCUUGCAAACAUCAUGAUAAACCCCAUGCUGACCAGGAAUUGAUCAGGCUUAAGAGCUCAUAGCUUUGAUGCGACGAUGCCACUGGACCUUCAUAAUUCGAACUUGUACUUGUACUUGGACCAACAAUUUGGAUCUUCCAUCAAAAAUCAUCGAAACUUGAUCUUGUCUACAUUGUGUCUAAUUUUGAAACCCCAAUGGGCAAUAGAUUUUUUGAAAGGUCUAGGUAUAUAGAUAUAAAUACAUUAGUUAGGUCGAUUGAAUUUGUAAAUCUGUAUCUAUUAGACUUUUUCAAUAUCAAUGAAACCUGGGAUGAUGGUUAAUAUAUUUAUGAUUUAAAUGAAGUUAAAAAUAUAUUUUUACCUAACAAAAAGGUAUUGAAAGUAUUUGGUAUUUAUUAGAAAGUAUUUGGAAAAAAAAAAAUACAAGUUUAAGAAUGCAUUUUGUAAGGUAAUACAUAUAUCUUCGUAAUAAAUAUGUUGUAUAAUAGUAUAACCUCAGCUUUAGACGAAUGCAAAUUUUGACACGGGUGUGGUGAAAAUUUCUAGGUAUUUCCAAACGCCGCCGGCUGGUAACAACUGUUGUUCAUUAUAAUAAUAAAUAUGAGAUGGAACCGAGCAUAACGUAGCCAUGUCAAACAAGAUACAUUUUCCAAAUUUUAAAAAUAAAAACGUAUAGACUAUAAAUAAAUGACUGUGAGAAUACAGACGACAUUGGGACAAAAGCGUUUCAAUUUAUACUUAUUCACUAUAUUUUUUAAUUACUUUUUCUAAUUAUACUUUAUCAAUAAAUAAAAAAAAACAUACAAAA